Molecule: messenger RNA, 822 nt
Organism: Mytilus trossulus (common blue mussel)
Lineage: Eukaryota; Metazoa; Mollusca; Bivalvia; Mytilida; Mytilidae
Product: E3 ubiquitin-protein ligase TRIM56-like
Exons: 1
Coding region: 8-763 (251 amino acids)
Molecular function (GO): zinc ion binding
Source: RefSeq, a predicted model, not a curated record
UUUGAUAAUGGCGACACCCACUAAGGACAGAGAAAACUUCGAUGAUUUAUUAACUUGUACGAUUUGUUUGGAAACUUUCAAAGUUCCAAAGUAUCUACCAUGUCUUCAUACAUUCUGUGAAACAUGUAUUAAUACCUACAUUAUGUCAUCUGUGGAAAAGGGAAAGAUAACCGAGGGAUUUACAUGUCCUGUUUGUCGAAAAAUUGUAUCAGCAGUGGAAACAUUAGAAAGGCCAGAAGUAUGGGCGACCUCGUUGCCUACCAAUUAUUUUGUAACAUCAAUGUUAGAUAAACGAGCAAUACAAAAGGCAGAGAAAAUGUGCAAUUCGUGUCAGUUAAACAAAGAAAGUACAAAAGCAAAAUCUUGGUGUACUAUUUGCGAGGAGGCAUUCUGUGAACAGUGCGAAAAAUGUCACAAAAACUUUAAGAUGACAGCAAGACAUAAACUUCUAAAUAUUCAAGAAAUGCAGUCCGGUAAUACACCUUUUGAAGUAUGUGAGGUACAAAGCUGUGAAGAGCAUGCAGGAAAGAUCAUAGAAUUUUAUUGUUUGGAUCAUUCUCAACCUUGUUGCACGUCGUGCGCUACACUUUCACACCGUAAAUGUGAAAAUGUUACUUCAAUCCAAAAAGCCGUUUCCGGUAUCAAACAGUCAACGAAAGCGUCUGGUUUAUCCCAAAAAGUAAGAGAGCACGUGAUUCAGUUAGAUGAAAUUAUUGAUGAUCGAAAUAAUAAUUUAGCUGAUGUUGAGAAUUCAACAGGAUAGAUUAAGACAAGAGUGGCUGAUAUAAAAACUGAAAUUUUAAAGCAUUUAGAUCGAAUAGA